Molecule: messenger RNA, 612 nt
Organism: Apis dorsata (giant honeybee)
Lineage: Eukaryota; Metazoa; Arthropoda; Insecta; Hymenoptera; Apidae
Exons: 3
Coding region: 1-612 (203 amino acids)
Molecular function (GO): 2-oxoglutarate-dependent dioxygenase activity
Source: RefSeq, a predicted model, not a curated record
AUGGUUAUUGAAGAUGAGACUAAUAUAUUAAAAAUAAAAGAUUCAGCAAAACUAGUAACUUUAGAACCAGGAGAUAUAUUAUUUGUGCCUCCUGGUUGGUGGCAUUAUGUUGAAUCAUUGGACUUUAGUAUUAGUGUCAAUAUGUGGCUACCAGUAUUAACAGAUAAUAUAUCAAGAGUUAAAGAAGCUAUUGUUAAAUUAAUAGUAGCUAAAAUUGGAAAAGACAUCUAUAAUAUACCUGAAAUUAAUGAAAUAGAUAGUAUAAAUUUGCUCAAUAUUGCUAUUGAAGAAUGCAAAAAUAUAGAAAACAUAGAAUCACCCGAUAAAAAAAUAAAACAUAGUACAUGGACUGCCAAAGAUUUAGCAAUAGAGUAUCCAGUUUAUGUAAAAUUACCUUAUGAGCUUAAAAUAACAGAAUUAGAAGAAUUUUUGAAAAUGAAAAGGGAAAGAUUUUCUGAAGAAUAUUUUGAAAUAUUAAAAGAGGAUUCUUCCAAAACUCAUAUUAAUCUACAGAAUAUUUACUCUUCUGCUCAAUAUUUAUCUGAAAAUAUUAUCAAUGCAUUUUGUCAUCCUGAUGUAGUUAAUAAAGUUACAGAAUUAUUUCUAUCCUAA